Messenger RNA from Sabethes cyaneus, 3441 nucleotides. RefSeq names its product zinc finger protein 91-like. NCBI's taxonomy places the organism in Eukaryota, Metazoa, Arthropoda, Insecta, Diptera, Culicidae. The coding region runs from base 63 to 3089 and encodes 1008 amino acids. The transcript is spliced from 4 exons. Gene Ontology annotation, biological process: regulation of transcription by RNA polymerase II. Gene Ontology annotation, molecular function: DNA-binding transcription factor activity, RNA polymerase II-specific; zinc ion binding; RNA polymerase II transcription regulatory region sequence-specific DNA binding. The record is from RefSeq and is a predicted model, not a curated record. Gene Ontology annotation, cellular component: nucleus.
CGGACUCGCCACAGUGCAGCAUUCUUGAGUUUAAGCAACAUUCGUUAUUAAAAGAACAAUAUAUGUCCCUGUUAUCGACAACCUUUUGCCGGCCAAAGGUCUGCCGAAUAUGCUGCGCUCCAGAUAACGACGAUCUUAUCUCCGUACAGCUAGUGCAGGACGGAGCCAGUAUAGCACAGAUGUUCCAAGAGUUGACAGAAAUCCAGAUAAUGGCUGACAGAAAUUUACCUCAGAAUGUGUGUUUGGAAUGCCUCGAUCGUCUGAAAAAUGCUUAUCACCUGCGCCGCCAAUGCAUUGAAUCUGACCAGAUAUUUAGAAAACAGUAUUAUGCCGAAAGGUCGGACAAAGUGCAGCCUAUGAUCAAACUAGAAAUUGAAACAUUGCAAGAUUUAGAAAGCGAGAACGAAGAAGAGAACGGAAACGAGAUUGUUUCAAUCUUAGAAAUAAAGGAUGUUUUAUCAACUUGUGAACUAACUGCAGAUUUGACCAGCAAAGAGUGUAACGAAAAAGAAAGACCAGAAUCUACAUAUCUAAAUCAAGACAAUGCGGAAUAUGAAAUUAUACAGCAAAGUGAGUACUAUGAACAAAUUAAAUUCUCCAUUGCGCAAUGCUGUGGUUGUUCAGACACUUUUCAAGACAAAGAUCAGUUACUGCUGCACGCUCAGCUAGUACACAAAACGAAUCAAAAUUAUAAUAAUAAAACGGAUACGCAAUAUCAAUGUCCGAUUUGCUUCAGCGAGUUCUUCACGGAAACUACACAUUGCGCACAUCGUAGUCACAUGGACGCAGAGCGGUUCCGCUGUCGAGAAUGUGGGUUAAUAGUAGAUGAGCUACAUCAGAUGGCGACACACCUUAAACAACAUCACUCAUUAGAGCUUGAUAAUAACAGCGAAAAAGAAAUUCUGAGCGAUGAAGAUAAAACAGAUUUUGUCCCAGUUCUAACGUUAACAUCCUUUGAUUCUAACCAAUAUAAAUUGAUUUCUACAGACCAGGACUACGACAUAGUUGAAUUUACCUGUUUCAGAUGUUGUGGAUGCGAAAGCAUCUUCGAGGAACGAGAACAAUUUGAGUUGCACUCUAGGGAAAUGCACCAUCCAGAUCGAAAGGAGGACGAUAACGAAAUGCCCUUUGAGUGCAGUAUUUGUUACCAGCGUUUUGCCAAAAAGGCCUCGCUGGCUUAUCAUAGGAACAGUCCCAGCAAACGGCGAAUGGUAUGUCGAGUAUGCGAGGGUGUCUUUAAAGGGGAAAGGUCAUUUCGAAAACACUUCAUGCAACAUCACGAUGAAGUUGGUGUCAACGAAGCGCUGGAACGCAUUUCAGUUUCGCCACAAUCAAUGCAUGUUGAUGUUAGAUUCCAACAGUCUGUUAUCAAAAGUGAGGCUGAUGGAUGCACUGAACAGGAUGAACCAAACGUAAACGAAAAUAUGCACGGAGUUGAAUUUAUAGACGAGGAGGAUGAAGAUUCCGAACAUGAUGAGCUGGAAAAAUUCAAACCAAGGCGAAUAAAUAAAUACUUGCCCACCAGGCAACGCAAAGAAAUGGGAAGAGUGCCAGGGAAUUUACUUCGUGUCGUUGAGGCGUUAGAUGGAUAUAAUAUUGUAGAAAUAAUGAAAGAACGGUGCUGUCGAUGUUUAGAAUUCUUCGAUACGCUUGAUGAAUUGAAUCGACAUACUGAGGAGCAUCGAAAAGAAUCGUGCGUCGAAAACGAAAUCUCGAAUAAGCCAAUCAAAUAUCAGUGCGAGUUUUGCUUAAAAACGUUCGAAAUUGCUUUAGUUUAUGUGGUACAUAAAAGAAUACGAGAACAAAAGCAGUUCUACCAAUGUAGACUGUGCGAUUUCGUAAUCGAUUCUGAAUCGCGCCUGAAGAAUCACAUGUUGCACAACGAACAGCAUGCGAAAUUUUUCAAUGUAAUACGUGAGGACGUAAGCGAUCGCUACGAUGCAGUGCAACUUCCAGGGGUUCGAUGCUGUGGUUGUGGGGACUAUUUUGAUAAUGACGCCAGUCUCCUGGAACAUUCCCGUACCGUGCACCCGAGAGAUCACAACAAAGAUGGCCUCAAGCGUGGGCAGAUCUGUGUCAUAUGCGAUAAACGUUGCUACAACAAGUCUGAAGUGGAAAGUCACCAAAGAAAAAAUAGCUCCACGAUUCGCUACUACUGCAAACUAUGCGAAUUCGAAACGCCCAGUGAAGCCCGCAUGCUGAAGCAUCUGUACAGCUCGAUACACAAUCAAUCGUUUCCAUCCAUCGAAGUAAAAAAUGUAGAAGUGGGCUUCGGAAAAGCAGGAACCUUGCGAUACUGUUGUUUUGAUCGUUGUAAUAUGCCUUUCUGUGACGCAAACAAACUACAGGACCACGUCAACAGUACCCAUUUAGAUAAGAAAGAAUCGAAUGUGUCAGCCUCCCAAACAACAGUUGACAUUGCUUCCAAAUGGCAAUGCGACUGUUGCUACCGAUUUUUCCGGACGGCAACAUUACUAAAACAGCACCAGUUUAACCAACGCGAACCCAGAAGCUAUGUUUGCUCCAUAUGCGGUGCAGCUAAACAUAACAGGACAGCUUUGACGGCGCACGAAAUGAAGCAUACUGGCGAGAGGCCAUAUGCGUGUAAUGUAUGUGAUAAGCGCUUUGCUUCUCAAACAAUACUUACCUCACACAUGAAAUGCCACGUCCCAAAACAAUACCAAUGCAACGAGUGUGGCGAGAAGUUUGCUCGAGGGGAAAACCUCAAGCGUCACAUUCGCCACCGACACUCGGAGGCUACUUUUUGCUGUAACUACUGUCCGCGGAAGUUAAAAACCCGGGAGGCACAGGUUCUCCAUGAAAGGUCGCACACUGGCGAGAAACCAUUUGCAUGUCGUACCGAAGGCUGUGAAAAGCGAUACGCCAGCAUAACCGAUCGGAGACGGCACGAAAUGGCCAGCCACACCGGCGAGCGUCCACAUAAAUGUUCCUAUUGCGUAGCCUCAUUUGUGCGGAAACGCCAACUAACGAUACACGAACGAAAGCACACCGGUGAGCGGCCAUUCGUGUGCAUUCGCUGCGGGAAAGCGUUCAUUGAUGCACCUUUUCUUAAAAAACACAGCUGCUGAGGUUUAUCACCGUCUAACAAAGUUUGAACCUUUAUGUUCGAGUAUAAAAAUAUAUUUUACGUUUAUGAUUGCCUGAAUAACAAUAAAAUACUUAGUCCGACGACGAUGAGGUAUAAUACUCCACGUCAUCAGUGGGCAUAGGCUUUAUGCAAUCCUGUAUAAAUUCCAGAUCUAGCUGUAUGGGACAGACUGCAACGCGAAUUUUCACAUAAUUCUGAUAUCCAUGAGUAAAACCAUGCUCUUCUAGUUGAUCCCACCGUAUUUGAAAACUGAACACAUUUUUCUGAUUCAUUUGAAACUCUCUCUCGCAGUGUAGUACUUUGUCAUAAUCCUCCACAGAAUGAGCCAUCGU